AGGAACGAGAGAAAGGAGAGGGAAGAGAGAGAGGGAGAGAGAGAGGAAGAACGAGGAUCGAGAGAGAGAAGGCACGUCGCAGCGGGAGAGGAGAGAGAGAGAGAAGCCAGAGAGAGAGAGAAGAUAGAGAGAGAGGAGGCGCGAGGCAGCAGGGCCAGAGCAG
Molecule: messenger RNA, 163 nt
Organism: Priapulus caudatus
Lineage: Eukaryota; Metazoa; Priapulida; Priapulimorpha; Priapulimorphida; Priapulidae
Product: luc7-like protein 3
Exons: 2
Source: RefSeq, a predicted model, not a curated record